Messenger RNA from Peromyscus leucopus (white-footed mouse), 4181 nucleotides. RefSeq names its product tetratricopeptide repeat protein 30A2. Gene Ontology annotation, cellular component: intraciliary transport particle B; axonemal microtubule. Gene Ontology annotation, biological process: intraciliary transport. The record is from RefSeq and is a predicted model, not a curated record. Bases 733 to 2727 code for a protein of 664 amino acids. Gene Ontology annotation, molecular function: protein binding; intraciliary transport particle B binding. The transcript has a single exon. Lineage: Eukaryota; Metazoa; Chordata; Mammalia; Rodentia; Cricetidae.
UCCUAUACUUAUGUAGCAAAUUAGAAGACAUGAAUACUAGGGUUUCUUCUCAUAGCAUCUUGGGAAAGCGAAACACACUUCAUUCUAUUAUUUGACAUUACCGAAGUCUCUUCUGAAAUUGAUGGCAUGUAAAUAUUACAUGAAAUUAUAUUUCUGUACUUUUAAAUGAUAUGGAAACUGUCCUGCACUAUUUUUUUUUUAAUUUGUUUACCAGCUUCAUGGCCACAGUCUUCUUAGUUCUCAGGGGAAUCCCAUGGUGUUUGCUACUCAUUGUACUCACGCACUUUUUGUCUUCUAGAAGGAAUGGAUCACUUACAGGUAUGCGGGAGUUGCAUGUGUGUAUACAUAUGAUGUAUGGCAUAUAUUACAUACAUUCACACACAAUGAUCUCUUUAGGUAGAGAAAUACUAGCAGGCAUGUCAGAGGCUAUGACUAAAGGGUUUUUUUUUAAAUAAUUUAUUACACUUUUACAUUAUUACUUGACCUGUUCCUGUUCACUCAAGAUGUGAUGAGUUUAUAUCUGAAAGAAACACAGAGGAAUACUAAAAUACUGCUUUAUGUUAGGAACUUUUCUAUUUGCGUUAAGCGCAAGAAACAGUCAACAGUCGAUCCUAGACUGGCGGGUUCCUUCUGUUACAAAACAACUUCCGGGAUGCAUAAGGAAACCUCCAGACUUCCGUUUCCGUUGGCUUGUUGCCCUGGGAACCAGAACACUCCACAAUCUUGACAGUUAUGGCGGGGCUGAGCAGCUCGCAGAUCCCCGACGGUGAGUUCACGGCGGUGGUGUACCGGCUCAUCCGCGACUCCCGCUACUCAGAGGCGGUGCAGCUGCUGGGCGCCGAGCUGCAGAAGAGUCCUCGCAGCCGCGCCGGGCUGUCGCUGCUGGCCUACUGCUACUACCGCCUGCAGGAGUUCGAGCUCGCUGCAGAGUGCUAUGAGCAACUGAGCCAGAUGCACCCGGAACUCGAGCAGUACCGCCUCUACCAGGCCCAGGCUCUGUACAAGGCCUGCCUGUAUCCAGAGGCCACGCGGGUCGCCUUCCUCCUGGACAACCCCACCUACUAUAGCAGGGUCCUUCGUCUCCAGGCUGCUAUCAAGUACAGCGAGGGCGACCUGCCAGGAGCCAGGAGUCUGGUGGAGCAGCUGCUGAGUGGGGAAGCCGGAGAAGACAGUGGAGGGGAGAAUGAUCCAGAUAGUCUGGUCAAUAUGGGUUGUCUGCUCUACAAGGAGGGACACUAUGAAGCUGCCUGUUCCAAGUUCUUUGCAGCUUUGCAGGCUUCUGGCUACCAGCCUGAUGUAUCUUACAACCUGGCUUUAGCUUGUUAUAGCAACAGGCACUAUGCCCCAGCUCUGAAGCAUAUCGCCAACAUCAUUGAGAGAGGCAUCCGUCAGCACCCAGAGCUAGGUGUGGGCAUGACCACUGAAGGCAUUGAUGUUCGAAGUGUGGGCAAUACCAUAGUCCUUCACCAGACUGCUCUGGUUGAAGCCUUCAACCUCAAGGCAGCCAUAGAGUACCAACUGAGAAACUAUGAGGCAGCUCAGGAAGCCCUCACUGACAUGCCACCCAGAGCAGAGGAAGAGUUGGACCCUGUGACCCUGCACAACCAGGCUCUGAUGAACAUGGAUGCCAGGCCCACAGAGGGCUUUGAGAAGCUCCAGUUUCUGCUCCAGCAGAACCCCUUUCCCCCAGAGACCUUUGGCAACCUGCUGUUGCUCUACUGUAAAUAUGAGUAUUUUGACCUGGCAGCUGAUGUCCUGGCAGAAAAUGCCCAUUUGACUUACAAGUUCCUCACACCCUAUCUCUAUGACUUCUUGGAUGCCAUGAUCACUUGCCAGACAGCUCCUGAAGAGGCUUUCAUAAAGCUUGAUGGGCUGGCUGGCAUGCUGACUGAGCAGCUCAGGAGACUCACUAAGCAAGUUCAAGAAGCAAGACAUAACAGAGAUGAUGAAGUUGUCAUAAAGGCUGUGAAUGAAUAUGAUGAAACUCUUGAGAAGUAUAUCCCUGUACUGAUGGCCCAGGCGAAAAUCUACUGGAAUCUUGAAAAUUAUCCAAUGGUGGAGAAGAUCUUCCGCAAAUCUGUGGAAUUCUGUAAUGACCAUGAUGUGUGGAAGCUGAAUGUGGCCCAUGUUCUCUUCAUGCAGGAAAACAAAUACAAAGAGGCCAUUGGUUUCUAUGAGCCCAUUGUCAAGAAGAAUUAUGAUAACAUCCUGAAUGUCAGCGCUAUUGUGUUAGCCAACCUGUGUGUCUCCUACAUUAUGACAAGUCAAAAUGAGGAAGCUGAGGAGCUGAUGAGGAAGAUUGAAAAGGAAGAAGAACAACUCUCCUAUGGUGACCCAGACAAGAAAAUCUACCACCUUUGCAUUGUGAAUUUGGUGAUAGGAACACUUUAUUGUGCCAAGGGAAACUAUGACUUUGGCAUCUCUCGGGUUAUCAAAAGCCUGGAGCCUUACCAUAAAAAGCUGGGAACUGAUACGUGGUAUUAUGCCAAAAGAUGCUUCCUGUCCUUGCUAGAAAACAUGUCAAAACAUACCAUCAUGCUGAGGGACACUGUUAUUCAAGAAUGUGUCCAGUUUCUAGAGCACUGUGAAAUCUUUGGCAGAAAUAUCCCUGCUGUUAUAGAACAGCCCUUGGAGGAAGAGAGAAUGCACAUUGGGAAGAAUACAGUCACGUAUGAGUCCAGACAACUGAAAGCUUUGAUUUAUGAGAUCAUAGGGUGGAAUAUGUAGUUACUUCCGAAAAGGUCAUUAGAGUUUUUCCAAUCUAUAUUUUACUCUCUUUUUAUUUUCCUGUGCAUUUUUAUAUUUGUUUCAGGUUUGACUCUACUUAAUACUAUAGCAACCUGUCCACCAUCGUAACCCUUGUGUGGAUAUAAGCUCCCACAUUCUUGCUACUAGACACAGUCCAUAAUUGCUGCGGCAGCGGCAUCUCUGCAGAGGCAAAAACACUCACUGCACUUAGUGUUUCUGCUUUGGGCUGUAAAGAGGACUUAGGCUCAGUCAGUUACUAGUAUACAGUCACGUGGAUUUGACUGCCUUGUAGACCCGGUUGCUGGACCACAGCAAACCAUCUCUCUAUCAGCAGAGAGAAACAGAAGACAGACUUUGUUCUCUUGGUAGAUUGUGCUGCCCAAUAAAUCUAAUGCUUAGCCAUAUGCCUCCAGGUUUUUUAUCUCUUUUGGUCGAUUGGUUUGUUGGUUGGUCUUGUUUGGGGCCUUUCUGUUACUGUUGUUUGAGUUCUUCCACUUUCUGGACCCCAUCCAAAAUCAAAGUCUAGUUGGAGCUGGCCUAAGUCAUUUUGAAAGGACAAUUACUGGAUGACAGGAUCAUUUUCCUAGGUUCUCUUCAGGUUAUUCUUAGCCAAUGGUUCCAUUUUCUUCCAUAAUGUACUUGGUUAGUUAGUUCUUAUGUUUUAUAAUUAACAUUAUCAUUUCUUUCUGCUUUGGGUUUUCCAUAGUUGACUGCAUCUCAUAAAUAUUUACAAAUACAAAGUGUAGAAAUUCCUUUUUUAAAGGUGUGUAUGUGUAGGCAUGUGGGUGCCAUGAUGUGGUUGUAGAAGUCAGAACAACUUUUGGGAAUAGGUUUCCCCCUUCUGCUGUGAGUCUCAUGGAUUGAACUCAAAUCAUCAGGCUUCCCCAGCAGCACUUUGACCCACUGAGCCACCUUGGAAGCUCGAGUUUAGAAGCUUUGUAAUGUUUCUAGUUUAGAGAGAAAUGUUGAACUGAAAAUGAGAAAGAAAAAAAAGGGAUAAGUUGCAGACACUCUACAGCCUGUGAGUCUUAAUUCUCUUACUCCUCAGGGUCUUACAAUCCUUUCAGCUACUAGACCCUUUCUACAGUUACUUUUGGCAAUAGCGCUAUCUCUAUUUCAGCAAAAUCCAUACAAAGGACACAUGCCUUCUUUUAUAACCUGGAAUGAUGAGCCUGGUCAAAAUGAAAUACAUAACUGCAUCUCAGAUUAAUGCGUUCUAGUACUUGGGCUUACCGAAAAUGUUUACCAUUAAGGGGAAUGUUAUCUCAUAACUUACUGGUUACUAAAAAAAAUUGAAGUUUUUAUUUUUACCUGGUGUUUCUGCAUAUAACUCUAGCUGUGAAUGUAUACAAGGCAGUCCCUCUUUUCUGCUACCAUUGUGCAUAAACUAUGUAUUGUGUUAAUAUUUAGAAAUAAAAAUUCUCUUAAUUUCA